GGAUGGGUCCUGGCCCACAGCCCUUAUCUCCUCUAGCCCCUGGGCUGUUUGCAGAGAGCAGUUAAAAAGGGGCUGACCCAGCAGGGAGUGGAGGGGAAUUACAAGGUGCAGGAAAACAACAGCACCGGACCAGACUGGAUGUCUGCUUGAGUCACCACAGUCCUGCUCUGCACCAUGGGGAAGGACUGGCUCUUUGGCAAACCAAAUAUCUUCCUCCUUCUCCUCUUCUUCCUCCCUGGAAAUACCUCUCCCACUACAGAACCGCAAUACAUGGUGCUGCUGCCCUUUCUGAUACACUCCGAUGCUCCUGAAAAAGUCUGUGUUCAGCUGACCCACCUGAACGAGUCUGUGACGCUGAGUGCCACGCUUGAGUAUCAAGGGGAAAACAGGAGCCUGAUUGAUGAUGUGGUGUCGGAGAAGGAUAUAUUCACCUGCAUCCCUUUCUCUGUCCCAAAAUCCAAUAGCACAUCAGUGGCAUUUCUCACUGUGAUGGUGAAGGGGGAGACCCUGCAGUUCAGAAGCCGCAAGUCAGUGCUGGUCAAGAAUUCUGAGAGUUUGGUCUUCGUCCAGACAGACAAACCCAUCUACAAGCCCGGACAGACAGUUCUAUUUCGGAUCGUCUCUCUGGACAAGGACUUCCACCCACUGAAUGAGAAGUUUCCAUUUGUCUAUAUUCAGGAUCCACAGAGGAACCGUAUAUACCAAUGGCAAGGGGUGGAACUGGAGACCGGCCUUAAAGAGCUGUCCUUCCCUCUCACCUCUGACCCCAUGCAAGGCUCCUACAAAAUAGUCGUGCAGAAGAGCGUUACCUCCCAUGUGGAACACUCCUUCAGUGUGGAGGAAUAUGUGCUGCCCAAGUAUGAGGUCCUGGUGAAGCUGCCCAAGAUGAUCACUAUUGAGGAUAAGGAACUUCCAGUGUCUGUCUGUGGUUUGUACACUUAUGGGAAACCUGUCCCUGGUUUGGUGAAUGUCCAAGUGUGCCGGAAAUUUUCUCAUUCUGGUUCACAUUGUUAUGGAAAAGAUUCAGAAGCUGUGUGUGAAGAAUUUGUCAGGCAGGCAGAUGCUCGUGGGUGUGUUUCUGAUGUAGUAAGGACCAAGAUAUUUCAGCUCCAGCGCAGGGGAUAUAAAAUGAACAUCGAGGUGCAAGGCAAGAUCACAGAAGAUGGCACAGGAAUAGAGAUGGUUGGAACAGGCUCCUGUGAAAUCACAUCGGUCAUGAGCAAAGUCAGCUUCCACCUGUUGGACUCUUAUUACAGACCAGGGAUCCCACUCUUUGGGAUGGUGAAGCUGGUGGAUGGUACUGGUGCUCCCAUUGCCAAUGAAACUAUCAGAGUUUCUGUGAAUGGAGAGAGUUACAAAGGCAACUACACUACAGAUGAGCAGGGACAAUCCUGGUUUUCCAUUGAUACUACCACUUUCACGGAAGCCUCCCUGGAAAUCCAAGCUGAACAUAAACCUGAACUGAACUGUUAUGACAGCGACUGGAUCACGCCUUCAUAUGAGCAUGCCUUGCAUAGCAUAAGUCGGUUUUACUCCCCCAGUAACAGCUUCCUCAAAAUUGAGCCCAAGUCUGAGACAUUAAGUUGUGGCUUCCCCACAGAGAUCCGUGUGCACUAUGUCUUCACACCAGAUGUUAUUGGAGAGCAGAGGAAAAUUGUCAUUUACUAUUUGGUGAUGGCCAAGGGAAGCAUUAUGUUAGCAGACACUCAUGAUCUGACUGUGAAUCCUGGAGAUGCUUACGGGAUAUUUCAGUUGACCUUACCUGUUGAGGCGACCUUUGCUCCCAAGGCACGGAUGCUUGUGUAUACCACUUCACCCAGUGGGGAAGUCAUCGCCAGUUCAGCGGAUUUCCAGGUUGAACGUUGCCUCCCCAGUAAAGUCAGCUUGAGUUUUGUUCCCAAGGAGGGUCUUCCUGCCUCCAACACACGUCUGCAACUCCAUAGCUCACCAAGGUCCCUGUGUGCCAUCCGUGCCGUGGACAAAAGCGUUCUCCUCAUGAAGCCUGAAGAUGAGCUCUCUCACAGAUCUUUGUAUGAUCUUCUCCCGGAAGAAAUGAAGGAAAUCCAGGGCUACAGGUUCAAGGACUACUACUUGGAAGAAGACAAUGUAAACCCCUGUGUGUCACUUGACAACAUAUUAUUAAAUGGAUUCAUCUACGUACCCAUUUCUUCUGAUGGCAAAGGUGAUGCUUAUGACGUUCUCAAACUGUUGGGCUUAAAAGUCUUCACUAGCAGCAAGAUCCAUAAGCCUCAAGUCUGCCCGCGUUACACAGUACACGUGAUGGAAAGGAAUUACAUGGUUUCUAAUUUAGUCAGUCCAGCGCAGCAUCUUUAUGAUUCAGACUAUGCAAUGAUGGAAGAGAUGGAUGCUGGCCAUCCUGUGGAGACCAUCCGGAAAUACUUCCCUGAGACAUGGAUCUGGGACAUAGUUUCAGUGAACUCUGAAGGAAAUGCUGAACUAGAUGUGACCAUCCCUGACACCAUCACCGAGUGGAAAGCCAAUGCAUUCUGCACGUCAUCAGACACAGGCUUUGGCCUAUCCCCAACAGUGUCCCUCAGAGCCUUCCAGCUCUUCUUUGUAGAGCUCACCCUGCCUUACUCUGUAGUGCGUGGCGAGGCCUUCACGCUGAAAGCCACAAUUUUCAACUACCUAACAGCCUGCAUCAGGGUCAGCGUGUCUCUAGCUAAAUCUACUCAUUUCCUGGCUGCUCCAGUAGAGAAGGAGGAAGAAUCGUACUGCAUCUGCCUGAAUGAAAGGAAAACUGUGGCUUGGGCAGUAACACCAAAAUCUCUAGGGCAGGUGGAGUUCUCGGUGAGCGCUGAGGCCGUGCAAAACCAGCAGCCGUGUGGGAACGCCAUAGUGGAGAUCCCUGAGAAAGGACGGAAGGACACAGUCAUCAGACAGCUGCUGGUGGAGCCAGAAGGGAUGGAGGUGGAAACUACAUAUAACUCUGUGAUCUGUGCAUCUGAAAAAUCAAUGUCAGAGACAGUUGCUCUAGUUCUCCCGGAGAAUGUGGUGGAUGGUUCAGCCAGAGCAUAUUUCUCAGUGCUAGGUGACAUCAUGGGCACUUCCAUGCAGAACCUGCACCAGCUCCUCCAGAUGCCAUUUGGCUGCGGGGAACAGAACAUGGUCCUGUUUGCACCCAACAUCUAUGUCCUGGACUAUCUGAACAAGACAGGGCAACUGAGUGAGGAGAUCAAAUCCAAGGCCAUUGGAUACUUAGUGAGCGGGUAUCAAAGGCAAUUGAACUAUAAACACUGGGAUGGUUCUUAUAGCACCUUUGGGCCCCAAUAUGGGCAGGUUGGGAAUACCUGGCUCACAGCCUUUGUCCAGUCCUUUGCCCAGGCCCGGCCAUACAUCUUCAUAUAUGAGAAGCACAUCCAGGAUGCUUUGAUCUGGCUCACUCAAAAGCAGAAGGAGAAUGGUUGCUUCUACAGUUCUGGGACACUCCAUAAUGCCAUGAAGGGUGGAGUGGACAAUGAGGUCUCACUGACGGCCUACAUCACUAUUGCAUUGCUGGAGAUUCCUCUGCCUGUAACUUACUCAGUGGUGCGUAAUGCUCUCUUCUGCCGAACGGCAGCAAAUGGGAAAGAAAACCACGUGUACACCAAGGCACUGCUGGCAUACGCCUUUGCUCUGGCAGUGGAGGAGAAGCGGAAGGCGUUGCUUGGCUCACUUGAAAAGGAAGCGGUGAAAAAGGAUGGGUCUGUUCACUGGCAGCGGCCUGGGAAAGAGAUGGUGGCUGAUCUCCCCUACUAUCACUACCGAGCUCCCUCUGCUGAAGUGGAGAUGACGGCCUAUGUGCUCCUUGCUCACCUCACCACACAGCCGGCACCUUCCCAGGAGGAGCUGUCGUUUGCAUCUCUUAUUGCAAAGUGGAUCAGCGGUCAGCAGAAUCCCAAUGGAGGCUUCUCCUCCACCCAGGACACAGUGGUGGCUCUGCAAGCCCUGUCUCUGUACGGAGCUGUCACCUACGCCAAGAGUGGAGCAGCUUCCCAAGUGACCCUGAGAUCUGGAGGGGACUUCCAGCAGGACUUCCAAGUGGACCCCUCAAACCGGCUGCUGCUCCAGCGCGUGCCCCUGCCCCAGGUGCCAGGGGAGUACAGCGCAGAGGUGUCUGGUGAAGGAUGUGUCUACCUGCAGACGAGCCUGAGGUACAACGUGCAGCCCACGCAGGAGAAUGCGCCCUUCACGCUCCAUGUGUACACCACCCCAGAGACAUGUGAGGACUCCCGGACUCCCAAGGUCUUUGACAUAGGCAUAAACGUCAGUUACGCAGGCGAGCGCAACGUCUCCAACAUGGUGAUUGUUGAUGUGAAAAUGCUGUCGGGAUUCAUCCCUGUCAAGUCCUCAGUAAGAAAGCUCUCAAGCAUUCGGCCUUUCCAAAUCCAGCGAACAGAAGUCAGCUCAAACCACGUUCUGGUGUAUGUAGAGAAGCUGAACCACGAGACCUUGAGCUUUUCCUUCACGGUGGAGCGGGACAUCCCUGUGCAGGGCCUGAAGCCAGCUCAGGUGAAGGUCUAUGACUACUACGAGACAGAUGAGUUUGCCACACAGGAGUACAGCGCUCCCUGCACCACAGAGGAAGUAGAUCAGGGCAACGCAUGAGGAAUACUCCAAGCUGCUAGACCCCACCUGCCUCACUAUCACCACCAUCUACAGAGAGAAUAGACUGACAUUUGGAUAGUGCCUGCAAGGAAUGAAAAAUGAACUUUACAAACAAAUUAACUGUACUGACCAAUGAUUCUUGAACAGCUUAUUCCCAGUUCUGUUUCUUGCUGCUCAAUCUCCAGUCACAGCUUUAAUCUCUCUGGCUUCUUAGGUUGAAGAGCAUCCCAUCCAGCCAUGCUUCCAUGCCUGUGUGCAGAACUGUAAGGCUGACAGUUAUAAAGAUAGAAGACGAUUUAAGUCAGGGUCACUUUUCUAAUGUAGCUCUCUCCAAGAUGUUAACUCCAAACGUGUUAGCUGAGAUUCUGUCUAAACAAUGGAGAAGGACAGGUACUUCUUGAGAGCAAUUUCUCUUCCCUGGCUUAGAAACCAUGACUUGAUUGAAUUGCCCUCUGCAGGUGCCUAUCCAUGUCUCUUACCUGGAGGCAGUCCGGAUGAUCAACUAACGUUACACAAAAUAAUGUGCCCAGGAGCCACUCCUUCCAGGAUUGUUUCUUAUUCUUAGAAGUGUGGGAGUAGAUUAACAGUCUGCCCUCUUCUAAAUUAAAUAUGAAUAAGCUUAGAACAUGCAAGGGUGUUGGGGCAGUGGAGGGCCAGAAGGAUAUAUGCAUAUACUGUGCUUUCAGCUGAUAACUUAUAAUAAUAGCCUGUUCUCCAGAUGAAGCUUGGGCCUUCUUGUGGAAACUUCCAUGUGUUGUAACUGCUGCUUCUUGGAGGUUCCCAGGGAGUUAUGAGUAAACACCGUCUUGGCAAGCAGCAUGGCCUAGAAGCUAAUAGCAUUUACCAGUACCCUAACUAUCUCAGUCUAGUAUAAAUAGCAUGUUUAUUUAAAUCAUAGGGUUGCUUUGGUGAAACUGUCCCUAAUCCUCUUAUAUUAAGGUGUCUCCAGGUUGUGACUGUUUAUUCUCAUUAAAUGCUUAUUGCUAGAUAUCAUGGCUUGUUGUAUAUCCAAAGUAUGCACAGCUAGUUGUUGCAUCCAAUUUUCUCUUAGUGCGCCUAUCCAAACAAUGGUACUGAAAACAAAUAAAGUUCUUCAGCUAUUUUGCUAAAUAUUAAUAUUAUUUCACGUUAUCUCUUGGUGAUUGGUGUUUGCUCACCCAAGACCUUUUUGACAUCUCAUAUUCAGAGAAGCCUAUGAAAUCAACAGGCUUCAGAGAAUGCUGAGCAAAAUUUCUAAUUGAGCAUGAAUACUAAUUCCAUUUUUAUUUGAUUUAGAAAUAGUAAAACCAUUUCAUUUCCUACCAUAAUUUAUUUUCCAGGUGCUCAAAGCAACAUAGUUUUUGGUUUCUGAAUGAAACUGUUUUGAUUUUAGACCGUUGCAAUUUGCCUUUGAAGCAUGUAAAGCGUGCUCCAUGGGGGCAGAAAUGGAAUAUUCAGAUAUUCUUGUGCUUUCCUACAGUAGCGUUGAUAAAGUUUCCUGUGUCAUAUGCCAUGGAGGGCCCGCAAACAUGUGACUGACAAUUCACAUCCUAGUCAAGCAGAGGGAUGUUAAACUACUUUACAGAUGUGGGCUAGGUGGGGAACUCCAGCCAGAUGAUAAGUGAUGUGGCUACUCAUGGGCAGCAAUUAGGUGUUGUCUAAUUUAACCUGGCAGCAGCCAAAUAUUGUGUUAACUCUUUCUAUGGUAGAAAACCAUUAUCCAAAUUCUGUGAAUGGAACAUAUUCCAGAGAUUUUACAGAUUUUUAAACUAAAUUGUCAUGAUGAUCACUUUGUUUCAUUUGAGGCAGAAAAGAUGCAGCAGCAUAACCAUGGUAAAAUACUUGCCAAAAAGCAAAUGAAACUAAAGGAGCUGUUGACAUCUAUCUACAGGUUGCUGUAAAUGAGGGUCUGUAUUUGCAAACCUAUGUCUGUAUUCACAAAUUUGCACACCUGGCACUUUUGAACCUGCUUGCCCUUAACUAAGUCUCAGCUGGGACUGUGUACCUCCAAUACUAUCUCUAAUAAUCCCAAAGCAGGAGGGCAACUAUAAAAAAAAAAGAAAAAAAAAGUGCCAGAGCAAACUGCUUUCCUCACAAAAUGAUGAGUUUUAGCUCAUAGAAGG
This is a messenger RNA of Cygnus olor (mute swan), 6710 nucleotides long. RefSeq names its product alpha-2-macroglobulin-like. The record is from RefSeq and is a predicted model, not a curated record. Gene Ontology annotation, cellular component: extracellular region. Gene Ontology annotation, molecular function: endopeptidase inhibitor activity. Lineage: Eukaryota; Metazoa; Chordata; Aves; Anseriformes; Anatidae.